AUAAGGAUAUGUGAGGUGGUCUAUUAUAUUCAAGGCCAAGAUAAAUAAAAAUUAUUUCCCAUGGCACCCACUCCUUUAAUUCUCCCUAAUAAUCUUCCGGAAGAAACAAGUCCAUGUCCUAAAGUAGCAAAAUACUUGGAAGAAGAUGACAUAACACAAGAUUGUGAAUCCUUAAUCUCCACUUUAGCCAAAGACCAAGGAUGGGUUUUAUCCCAUCUUUACCAAUACCAAGGGUUUUGGCAUCCAAGUAGACAGCUUGAAGGUGUUAUUACAUGCCAACGCCACUUCCAAGCUCGCGACACCGACAUAAUCCUAACCACUAGCCCUAAAUGUGGCACCACUUGGCUCAAAGCCUUAGCCUACGUAGUCGUAAACAGAAAAACCAAUACACCAACAAUAGGUGCUACUGGUAAUAAUAAGCAAAACCACCCACUUGUCACAAAUAAUCCACAUGAGUUAGUACCUUUCUUAGAGCUUAAGGUGUAUGUUGAUCACCAAGUCCCUGACCUCACUCAAAUGCCAUCUCCUAGACUGUUUUCGACACAUUUACCCGUUGAUUCGCUACCGUUAUCCAUCAAGGAAACGGGUUGCAAAGUUGUGUACUUGGGCAGGGAUCCAAAAGAUGCUUUUAUUUCAUUAUGGCACUUUGCAAACAAGCUAAGGCCUCCUCAUGGAGGAAAAAUAUCACUUGAAGAAGCAUUUGAUAAGUUUUGCAAAGGUGUUAGCCUUUGUGGUCCUUUUUGGGAUCAUGUUUUGAGUUAUUGGAACUAUAGCUUAGAUAACCCAAAUACAGUGUUUUUCUUGAAAUAUGAAGAUUUGAAACAUCAACCUAAGUUGCAUUUAAAGAAAUUGGCUGAGUUUUGGGGCUGCCCUUUUUCUUUGGAAGAGGAGAAUAAUGGAGUUGUUGAUGAUAUUCUUAGUUUGUGUAGCUUUGAGAUUUUGAGCAAUUUUGAGGUGAACAAAUUUGGGAAAUUGUCCUCGGGGGAAGAUAAUAAGGCCUUUUUUCGCAAAGGUCAGGUUGGUGAUUCGGCUAAUUACCUCACUAAGGAAAUGAUUCACAAAUUUGAUCAGAUAUCUCUUACAAAAUUCCACCUUUCUGGUUUGAACUUCUAGCUGGUUUCAAUCAACUUUUAUUUAAACAGAAUAAGAUGAUACACUUAACUCAUACGAUACAUCAUAUCGUUAUGGUAUCAUCUCAUCUACUCCGUAUGUAAGCUAAUUAAUGAUUUUCAUAAUUCUAAAUAAAUUAUUAAGUGGUACGUUUAAGAUCGAUUAUUAUGUUCGACUGUAUACUCUAAUGUGGAUGUCAACUAGUUUGAUUGGUAAAGUAUUCAAGCGGUACGUGAUACUCAAGUCAUGAAAUCGAAUCUCGUCUAUAUCAUUUGGGUCGCUCUGUAUAGCGCCCUCUGCAUCACAAAAAUAUUGUAUGUUACUUGCAACCAAUUCACAAUAAACGGGCAUUUAUAUCCUA
This is a messenger RNA of Spinacia oleracea (spinach), 1471 nucleotides long. RefSeq names its product cytosolic sulfotransferase 12. The record is from RefSeq and is a predicted model, not a curated record. Gene Ontology annotation, molecular function: sulfotransferase activity. Lineage: Eukaryota; Viridiplantae; Streptophyta; Magnoliopsida; Caryophyllales; Amaranthaceae. The transcript has a single exon. The coding region runs from base 61 to 1113 and encodes 350 amino acids.